Lindgomyces ingoldianus is the source of this 1548-nucleotide messenger RNA. RefSeq names its product aldolase. The coding region runs from base 141 to 1367 and encodes 408 amino acids. The record is from RefSeq and is a predicted model, not a curated record. NCBI's taxonomy places the organism in Eukaryota, Fungi, Ascomycota, Dothideomycetes, Pleosporales, Lindgomycetaceae. Gene Ontology annotation, biological process: deoxyribonucleotide catabolic process; carbohydrate catabolic process. Gene Ontology annotation, molecular function: deoxyribose-phosphate aldolase activity. Gene Ontology annotation, cellular component: cytoplasm. The transcript has 2 exons.
CCAUUUCCAUCUUUCGCGCGGCCCAGAACAACCCCAAUACCAUCCCCCAAAAAUUCAGUCUAUUAAGCCGAGUGCAUGAUUCAAGGCCAGUCCCACGACGUCAUUUUCGCUCCUCUGCCGCUCUGUGCCGUGCCGCCAACAUGGACACUCCAACUGAGCCAGCACCAUUCCCGACCAAAUCGCAAACUUUAAUCUGGGAAUUCCUCGCUGCAAAUCCUGCGUUGGAUGCUGAACUGGGCGAUAUCGAAGUCAUGACGGAUCGGUAUACUAAUGAAGAGUGGGCGACACAGAUUGCGGAGACUGUGAAGAAGGUGCAGGCUGAUAGUGAGGCAAGGGGUAAGAAAAAGUAUGAGGCGCCAGCUGAAGGGAGUAAGGAGCUUGCGGAGACGAUUGAUCAUACAAUUUUGAAAUUGGAUGCUACGAGUAGCCAGAUCGAUGCGCUUUGUUCUGAGGCUAGGACGGAGGGGUUUAAGAGUGUAUGCGUCCGUCUGAAUUAUGUCCAACGCUGUAUCUCGAAUCUCAAGGGUUCCCCAGUCGUUGUAGCAUGCGUAGUCGGCUUCCAUGAAGGCACCCAGGACACCUACUCUAAGCUCCGAGAAGCGCGAGCUGCCGUAGAAGCAGGCGCUUCUGAGCUCGAUGUCGUCUUAAACUACAAGAUCAUUACCCAGCAUUCUCCAUCAAUCGCGGCAACGUCACACAAGACAAACCCUAGUACAUCCACCACGGCAAGCUUAACUGCAUCCAACACGGCUGCAAAUAGUAAACCCCAUGCUGGAGACUCAACACCAGCCGAAGGUCCCUAUUCCAUGCCCAGCUCUACCAUGAAAUCCAACCAACAGAACUCCUGCACAUCCUCUCAAUCACUUCCGGUCUCCGACAACAUCCCCAACUACAGCUUUAUCUUCCGCGAACUUGCCUCCCUUCGCUCCCUCUGCCCCUCCCCCAUAACCCUCAAACUCAUCCUCGAAACCUCCCAACUCACCCCUCCCCAAAUCCUGGCUGCCGCGCACCUAGCCGCUGCCGCAAACUUCGACUUCAUCAAAACCUCAACAGGCUUCAACGGCCGCGGCGCCUCUCUCGCUGACGUCGAACUCAUGGUCACAGCUGCAGAGUAUCUGUCUACCACAACGGAAUCCAACGGCGGGAGUCCUGUGUGCGGUAGGAAAAUGCAGGUGAAAGCGAGUGGGGGAAUAAGGAGCUUGGCUGAUGCGACUAAGAUGUUGGAGGCGGGGGCUACGAGGUUGGGGACGAGUAGUGGGUUAUGGAUUAUGCAGGAGGGACGGAAGGUGGUGGAGGAAAAGGAGGGAAGGAGGCCGGGGGGGGUGUCGAGAUUGUAUACUGAUGAUGAUUCAGCGGGUGGGUAUUAGAUUGGAGUUUGGAAUCAGAAGUGUGGGCGCGGGUGGGUGGAUUUGGCAUUUUGUCUGCAUGUACGCAUUGGGGGCAUUGUGUGGAGCAUCGGGGCUGUAGUGGAAGAUACCUAUCCUGCUGUUCUUGCAGCGAUAACUACUUGGAAGGAGCAUCAACACUGGGCUGAUAUGCAAUAGGUCC